AUGGAGCUCUCGCCUUAUGGGCACAAAGCCGACGAGGAACAAGCCCGUCGACUCAAGCGAAGUAAUCUCAAGGAACUUAACGUCAAGCAGGCAGGCGAACAGCCGUCGAAGGCGCUCGAUUCGUCGCUGAAACGACACACCGCUCUAAUCAAGCGGAUUCGCCAGUCUUUGGGGACGGACAACCGUGACCAGGUCAUCAAGGAUAUCGACACGCUCUCUCUCGAGAAGUACGUCGAUGAAAUUGCUGGCGCGAUUGUGGAAGGCAUCGUGCGGUGCAAGACAGAGAAGGACGUGUGGAGUGCCGUAGAGAUCAUAUCGCUUCUGCAUCGACGGUUCCCAAAGGCCUUCACGCCGGUGCUACUGCCGCUGCUCUCCGCCGCGCUCGCGGUGCCACCGCGCGCAGCGUUGUCUGCAAUGACCCCGGAGCAGCGGGAGAAGGAAGAUGGCGCGCGUGUGGCUCGCCAGCGUCCCGUCCUACGCGUCUGUGCAGAGCUGGCGCUCGUUGGGAUCAUCAAGGACUCCCCAGAGCGCAGCGGCGGCGAAUGGAUCAUGAAGGCUAUCCGAGAUUUGCUGUCGAAUGACCCGUCGCUGUCUUCGCUUCCCUUGCUGUCGACGUUCCUUAAGUCGUUCUCUCGCCCGUACCUCGGGAUCCUAGCUCCGGCGACCGCGAAGCAGAUCUCAUCUUCGGCGGAGCCGGGUACGUUGUCCUCGGCGACCACUAAUGAGGCGAACGAGGCUGCGAACGACGCGUUCCCUCCGCUGGUGAAGGAGGAGGACGAGCUGGUGGAGAAGGAUAUCAGGGAUCGGUUUAGGAAGAUGUGUGAAGGCUACUUUGAGAACGUCGCGAAGAAGCUGGUGAUCGAGCACAAUCGGUUACAAGAGCAGGAUAGGCGCAAUCAUGAGGCUUACAUCCGCUCUGGGGAGAUAUUCGAAGACAGGCAGCAGGCGUAUGAGAAGAUGACGAAGGGAUAUGAGAAGCUGCUUGCAAGUUGCCAAAGUCUAUCGGAGCUGCUGUACAUGCCAAUGCCCACGCUGAAGACGUCCUCUCAGAAGUCCGAGUCGAUCCUGAUCGGGACGAGCGCGGGCAGCAGCGUACUCGGCGGGGAUGCAGAUGAGAUGACGGGCGGGAAAUGGGAGGACGAGGAGGAGCGCCGGUUCUUCGAAGAUACCCCGGACCUCAAGGACUACGUCCCACGCAGCGUGCUCGGAAUGGGUGAGGACGAGGACCGGGCGGAGGAGGGUAAAGAAGAGCGGGAGACGCGGGAGAAGGAGCGCGUGCUGGAGGAGAUGCGCAGGCUUGAUGAGGAGCUCGCGGGGUUAGACGGUAACGCGGGCUCUCCUGUCAACGGCUACGCGAAGCCUGCGGGCGAGGGUGCGGAUGAAGGGGGUGGCUUAAAGGACGGGCAAGAGGUGUCAGGUAAGGACGAAGAUGACGAUGACAAUGCACCUACGCCUACUCCCGGAUCGCCGAAAACGUCUCCCUCUACCACGCCCCAGCUCGCACCCCAAGGCCCAUCGCAGCUCCUCACAGCUCUCCUCACGCGACUCCCAGACGCGACCAAUCGCACGCUCAUCGACCAGGCUGCUGUCGACUUCGCCUUUCUAAAUUCCAAGGCCUCUCGCAAACGGCUGGUAAAGUUCAUGAGCCAGACUCCGAAGAGCCGAACAGACCUUCUGCCUCACUAUUCGAGAUUGAUCGCCAUUCUGAACAGAUAUAUGCCGGAUAUUGGUACCGAGCUCGUUGCCAUUCUUGAUGAGGAAUUCCGGUACUUGCAGCGCAAGAAGAAGGUCGUCAACGAGUUGGCGGAAGUGAGGCUGAAGAACAUCACGUUUUUGUCCAACUUGACUAAAUUUCGAGUCAUACCACCACAUCUAAUCUUGCACAUGUUCAAAGUAUGCCUGGACGACUUUUCUGGCACGAACGUAGACAAUGUUGCGUUAUUACUGGAGGGCUGUGGCCGAUUCUUGUUGAGGAGUGACGAGACUAAGGAGCCGUUCAGUAGAAUGGUGGAGUUGAUGAGACGCAAGCAGAGCUUGCAGCAUUUCGAUCAGAGGCAACUCUUGUUGCUGGAGAAUGCAUAUUAUCAGUGCAAUCCUCCUGAGCGUACGGCCAGGCAAGCGAAAGAGCGCACGCCCAUGGAACAUUUCAUCCGCCACCUCAUUUACGACGUCCUCGCCAAGAAGACAAUCGACAAAGUGCUGAAACUCCUCCGCAAGCUCGACUGGAACGACGAUACGGUGCUGCACACGUUGCACAAGUUGUUCACGAAGCCGUGGAAGGUUAAGUACGGGAACAUCCCACUGCUCGCGAUGCUCACAUAUGAUUUGCAACGGUACCACCCGUCCUUCACGAUCGCCGUCGUAGAUCAGGUCCUCGAGGACAUUCGCAGAGGUUUGGAACAGAACGUGUACAGUAUCAACCAGCAACGGAUUGCGUCAGUCAAGUAUCUGGGAGAGCUGUAUAUCUUCCGGCUGAUCAGCUCCGGUAUCAUUUUUGAUACCCUGUGGACGUUGGUGACGUUCGGCCAUCCCGAGGGACGUCCACUACCGAAUCAACCGUGUCCCAUAGACAUGCCGGAUGAUUUCUUCCGUAUACGUCUCGUAUGCGUUAUCCUUGACACCUGCGGGAUGUGUUUCGACCGCGGCACGCAACUGAAGAAACUCGAUCAAUUCUUGGCUUUCUUCCAGUUCUAUGCCUUAUGCAAGAUUCGACCUCCUAUGGAGAUUGAAUUCAUGCUGACUGAUUCGAUUGAGGCUGUAAGGCCUAAGUUGACCAUGUUCAAGACGUUUGAAGAGGCUGCUGUGGCCGUGGACGAGAUGUUCAACUCAGCUUUCCAGGAUGCCGGAGUCACGACUACCGAAGAUAGUGGUGAAGAGAGCGGUGAUGAGGAGGAGGCCAGGCGCGAUGAAGAUGAAGAUGAGGAAGAGGAGCAAACAGCGCCGCAAUCCCCAGUGGAUGAUCGCGCACCUUCUCCUGAGGCUGUUCUUCUCAAGUCGUCGCAGGAGAACCUAGGUCCAUCUGAGCAGGAUGACGCGGAAUUUGCGAAGGAACUGGCUAAGCUGGUCACGGACACUUCAGCAGAAUCCCGGAAAGUAGACAAGAAGACGGCUCUGGCGCUUUGGGAGUCAACGGUGCCACCGCCGGUUUUGCGCAAGAAACGCCACGACGACAUUGCAGAGGAUGGCAUUACGUCGGCUGCGAACGGAGCUGAACAGCAGAGUGUUAUGAACUUCACCUUGUUCACUAAGCGUGGGAACAAGCAGCAAACUCGGCAGAUCGCCAUCCCUGCGGAAUCCGCCUUGGCUGUACAGACUCGAACUGCUCAGCUGCAAGAUAAGGUAGAACAGCAGCACUUAAAGAGACUUGUUCUGGAUUAUGAACAGCGAGAGGAGGCUGAAGAGCUGAAAGCCCUUGAAGCACGCAACCGCGCAGGAGCGAUCAAGAUACGCUAUGUCGGCUGA
Sparassis crispa is the source of this 3462-nucleotide messenger RNA. RefSeq names its product ARM repeat-containing protein. Gene Ontology annotation, molecular function: RNA binding; protein binding. Gene Ontology annotation, cellular component: cytoplasm; exon-exon junction complex. Gene Ontology annotation, biological process: nuclear-transcribed mRNA catabolic process, nonsense-mediated decay. The transcript has 19 exons. The record is from RefSeq and is a predicted model, not a curated record. NCBI's taxonomy places the organism in Eukaryota, Fungi, Basidiomycota, Agaricomycetes, Polyporales, Sparassidaceae. Bases 1 to 3462 code for a protein of 1153 amino acids.